Chiloscyllium plagiosum (whitespotted bambooshark) is the source of this 3682-nucleotide messenger RNA. RefSeq names its product chromatin assembly factor 1, subunit B (gene chaf1b). Gene Ontology annotation, biological process: DNA replication-dependent chromatin assembly; nucleosome assembly. The record is from RefSeq and is a predicted model, not a curated record. Gene Ontology annotation, cellular component: nucleus; CAF-1 complex. NCBI's taxonomy places the organism in Eukaryota, Metazoa, Chordata, Chondrichthyes, Orectolobiformes, Hemiscylliidae. Gene Ontology annotation, molecular function: protein binding.
CUUGGCGUUGGAUGAGUGCACUUCUUGUUGGCGCUGGGGGGCGGGGGGGAGAGCCGGAAGGUUACCUGGGAAGCGCGCGCGGGAAAGUGAGUUGUUGCAGAAAUUGGAACGUUGACCCGGGCCAGCUGGAGCAGCAUGAAGUUUGUCACCUGUGAGAUAGCAUGGCACAACAAAGAACCUGUAUACAGCGUUGACUUUCAGCAUGGAGCAGACGGAAGGAUUGACCGAUUGGCCUCCGCAGGGGUAGACAGUGCAGUUCGGAUGUGGAAGGUGGACAAAGGCCCGGAUGGAAAAGCGGCAGUAGACAUUUUAUCCAAUCUGAUCCGUCAUACGAAGGCUGUGAAUGUUGUAAGAUUCUCCCCAAGUGGUGAGAUUCUUGCAUCCGGAGGAGAUGAUGCACUAAUAUUGUUAUGGAAAUUGAAUGACAACAAAGACAUCAAAGAAUCCGAACAAAACCUUUUUGAAGAGGAUGCUCAGUUAAAUAAGGAGAAUUGGACAGUACUCAAAACAUUACGGGGGCACAUAGAGGAUGUGUAUGAUAUCUGCUGGACUCUCGAUGGAAAUCAUAUGGUAUCCGGAUCAGUUGAUAAUACUGCCAUCAUGUGGGACGUUAAUAAAGGGGCAAAGUUGUCCAUCUUCAAUGAGCACAAGAGCUAUGUGCAAGGUGUCACGUGGGACCCUCUCGGACAAUACAUUGCCACACUGAGUUGUGAUCGGGUUAUGCGGGUGUAUAGCACACAGACCAGGCGGGUGGCAUUUAAUGUCAGCAAGAUGUCAUCUGGUAAUGAAGGCGAGACCAAGAGUUAUCGGAUGUUUCACGAUGAUGGCAUGAAAUCGUUUUUCCGCCGACUCACCUUCACACCAGAUGGCUCUUUGUUGCUCAUUCCGGCUGGUUGCGUUGAAGCUGGAGAGAAUGUUACGAACACAACGUAUGUAUUUUCCAGAAAAAAUCUGAAAAGGCCAAUAGCGCAUCUACCUUGUCCUGCUAAAGCCACACUGGCUGUUCGUUGCUGCCCAAUAUUUUUUGAGCUAAGGCAACCAAAGGUCGAAGAUGAGUCACAUAAGAUGAUGAACAUUUUUAAGUUGCCCUAUCGGCUGGUGUUUGCUGUAGCUUCAGAAGACUCCAUACUCUUGUACGACACUCAACAGACAGUGCCCUUUGGUUAUAUCUCAAAUAUCCAUUAUCACACCCUAAGUGAUAUAACAUGGUCACGCGAUGGGUUGAUCCUCACUAUUUCAUCCACUGAUGGAUACUGCUCCUUUGUCACAUUUGAGAAAGAUGAAUUGGGUGUACCUUUGAAAGAAAAGCCGGUGCUGUCCAUCCAGACCCCUGGCAUCUCGGAGAAAAGACUGAAAAAGGGUCAGGCAAACCGACUAUCUGCUGGCACCCCAAAACAGACCGAGAGCAGCACUCCUGCUCGGACUGUGGAUCAACAGGACCCUUCUACCUCUGCUCAGCCAAACACACUCAGUGCAGUGGCAGCCCCUACUAAAGAGGUGCCUGGUACUCCCGUCACGACUAAAGCCUCUCCAUCCUCGGCGGACAGUGCUGUACAGGGCAGCAAGGCUUCUCAUUCCCGGAGGAUCACCUUGAGAACAUUGGAGGCCUGGAGCAAACCCAGCAAAGCACCCGUGCCAAGGCGAAUCUCACUGAUGCCUCUGAACUCCAGUACUUCCAAGGUGACAUCAACACCCGUCAUAACCCAAGCAGAAAACACAGCACAUGAGGGAUCUUCUCCUUCCAAUGAUCCUCAGUGCAAGUCACCAGAUGCUAAACGUUUGAGGAUUGAUGAUCAACAGAGUGUCAGUCCCACAGAUAAUCUGGAAACAAAUGAUGAUUGCAGGAGGGACAAAUGAACAUUGCUCAGAACUUUUUUAAAACAUGUACUUUGUAUAAAAUUCUGCAGUGUGGUCAGUUUUGCUGCAAUGUGUAGAUGUAUAUGCGAGCUGGAAGUUGCAGUGUAAAGCAUCUCUUAAUUUUCUUUUUGUUACCAGUUUUUAAUAUUACAUCCUUUCAUCCUCUUGGUAUUGGUGACAUUAGGCUGUUGCUAAAUGUGAAUAGUCUUGUUUUAGUUAAUCACUGUACAAAGUAUCAAUUAUAAAAUUAAAAGCAUUUUCUGUUGAUAGAAAUGUGCACUUCAUAUUCCAGUUCCUAAAAUAUUCAACUUGAUGGAGCACAUCUAUUGCAGCUCAAAGAUCUUGGGUACUUGAAUGUGUACUUGAAGUGCAGUGACUUCAGAAAUUCUACAACCACUUUGUGCACAGCAAUUAGAAUGAUUAAUGACCUGCCUAAUAAUGUAAGUUAAUGAGUGAAUUCAAGCCACACUCUCAUUUGGAACGUUUGACAUUGCUGUGCAUUUUCUGAGUGUAGAUUUAUAUCUGUCAGGUCUCAUACACCGAGAGAAUGGGCUUGGUAUAAGGUUGGAGCCAGGGACUUGGUUGUCACUUUACACUGACCCACUUGUUCUCAGCCCCUUUCAGAGCUGCCGUGUAAGUGGAGGAGUAGAUUGCUUCACUUGUCCCCAGUGAGUUGGGAGAAAAGAACAUUAAAAUGGAAGUUUAAAUGGCUGUAAUGGUGGUGUUUGAGGGGUACGUAAUAUCUUGUAAGCACAGCCAGACUCCACCAUGAUGACCUAGAAGUGCCAAAUUGUUGAUUCGUCUCAGUUUCCUCCUAAGCUCCCCACAGAUCAGUCCCAUUCCCUCCGUGUGAUAUCAAUAAAUGACAGGUUUGGAUGUAGCAUACGUUAUGGCCCUUUGUAGUACAUCACUUAGCCUCCAAUGCAGGUACUGUCCCCAUGAUACUGUUCCAGUGUUUUAACACUGGGUCUUACUAAUAAUGGGAAAUUCCAUCAUGCUUUUGACCUGUACCAAUGCUUAGGCAGGUAUUGGGAGUGAGGAUAUGAGUUACUUGCACCCAGAAUUUCUAUCCUGAUGGGAUCUUAGAGCUGUAUUUAUAUGGCUGAUCCAGUUUAUGGUCAAUAGUUUAAAUUGGGCUAUUUAAUUAAUUGGAUUAUUACCAUCGCUGCUUAUUGAAAGAGCUAUCUGAUGUAGGGUUAAAUUUGACUUGGAACUUACCAUGCACUAUAAACGAUGAUCACAUUGAUUUGCUGGGGGGGAGUUUGCUACUCUUCAACUUUUUCUGAACAGCAAAUCUCACCACAUCAAGAAGAUGUAACACUCCUUAUUCAUUGCACUAUGAUUGCUUAUAGGGAGGUAGCAACAACCGUGCAAGACCAUUGACCCUUGAAUUGAAGCUACUUGCAUAAACAGGUGAGAGAAAUUGGAACUUGGUUUCAAAGAGGCCAGAUACAGGCAUCAGCUACUGAACCUGAGAAAGUUGUGAACAACACAGCAGCUCCUCACACGACCACAUGUUGUAAGCAGUCGUCUUUUUCAGAAAACGCUUUAUUCUCAGGAUGUGGGUGUGUGCCGUAUCUCACAUGUAGCCAAAUAGGUGUGUCAGAUUCACUUCCUUUCCCUCAAUGCCCUGCAAGCAUUCACAAUAGCGAGGGUGAGUUUGACUUUGGGUGAUUAGGUUUUGCUGAAUGAUACAAAUUGUAACACACUGUCCAAAUUGAAUGAAAAAUGAAAGCUAUAAUCGAUGUUUAUAAUAACAUUAGCAAAUCAUCUGUGUCAUCAGGAGAAAGUGAGGACCGCAGAUGCUGGAGAUCAGAGUCGAAAA